Molecule: messenger RNA, 1950 nt
Organism: Coregonus clupeaformis (lake whitefish)
Lineage: Eukaryota; Metazoa; Chordata; Actinopteri; Salmoniformes; Salmonidae
Product: phosphatidate cytidylyltransferase 2-like
Exons: 13
Coding region: 362-1705 (447 amino acids)
Cellular component (GO): endoplasmic reticulum membrane
Molecular function (GO): phosphatidate cytidylyltransferase activity
Source: RefSeq, a predicted model, not a curated record
UUGAGUAACCGGUUGCUAAAUUGCUCUUCUUAAAGUUUUAUUUUAAACCUAAGCUUAACCACACUGCUAACAGUAUGCGUAAACCUAACCGUCCUUAGAUUUAGACCAAACCGCAAAUGUUUGUUUUCAUGACUUUUUACGAUAUAGCCAAUAUAAUUGACUUUGUGGCUGCAAUAUCUCGUGGAAACCCAGUGAGAGGGACGUGCAUCAUCUGGGGCAAACAAGAAAGGAUAAUUUAUGUCGAACGAAACCGUCGUAUUUUGUUGUUUAGCAAGCUAGCAAAGGUUGAUAGCUGGCAAGCUGUAACAACCCUGUCACAGACACUCACUCUUCUGUAGUAGCUGGGACGCGAGUUGCAGAAAUGACAGAGCUACGGCACCGCGGAACAACGGAAAACGACCUACUAUAUCAACAAUCCGAAGACAAGGGAUCUGAGAAUGAGGGGAAAGCAGAGAAGGAUGGGGUGUCUGACAGUGAGACCAAGCCUGAUACAGGGCUCCUGGAGGUGCCUGUCCCUGCUGAUGACACCCCCGAGGUCCUCAACAAAGCCCUAUCUGGACUGUCCUCACGAUGGAAGAACUGGUGGGUGCGCGGGAUCCUGACUCUGGCCAUGAUCUCCUUCUUCUUCAUCAUCAUCUACCUGGGCCCCAUGGUGCUCAUGCUGAUUGUGUUGUGUGUGCAGAUCAAAUGCUUCCAAGAGAUCAUCCACAUCGGUUACAGUGUGUACCACUCCUACCACCUGCCCUGGUUCAGAACGUUGAGUUGGUACUUCCUGCUCUGUGUAAACUACUUCUUCUACGGAGAGACGGUGACAGACUACUUCUUUAAUCUGGUGCAGAGGGAGGAGCCGCUGCGCAUCCUCAGCAAAUACCACCGCCUCAUCUCCUUCGCUCUGUACCUCACAGGUUUCUGCAUGUUCGUGCUGAGCCUGUUGAAGAAACACUAUCGCCUGCAGUUCUAUAUGUUUGGCUGGACUCAUGUAACUCUGCUGAUCGUAGUGACCCAGUCCCACCUCAUCAUCCACAACCUGUUUGAGGGAAUGAUCUGGUUCAUCGUGCCCAUCUCCUGUGUGAUCUGCAAUGACAUCAUGGCCUACAUGUUUGGCUUCUUCUUUGGACGUACGCCACUCAUUAAGCUGUCUCCUAAGAAGACCUGGGAAGGCUUCAUCGGCGGAUUCUUUUCUACUGUUGUGUUUGGGAUCCUGUUGUCCUAUGUGAUGGCGGGCUACAGCUUCUUUGUGUGUCCAGUGGAGUUCAACAGCGACCAUAACAGUUUUGAGGUGGACUGUGUACCCUCUGAUCUGUUCCAGCUGCAGGACUAUGCCCUGCCGGCCUCCCUCGAGUCCUUCACUGGAUGGCCCACGGUGCACCUCUACCCAUUCCAGAUUCACAGCAUCUCCCUGUCUGCCUUUGCCUCCCUCAUGGGACCCUUCGGAGGUUUCUUUGCCAGCGGCUUCAAGAGGGCCUUUAAGAUCAAGGACUUUGCCAACACCAUCCCCGGUCACGGUGGCAUCAUGGACCGCUUCGACUGCCAGUACCUCAUGGCCACGUUCGUCAAUGUCUACAUCGCCAGCUUCAUCAGGGGCCCUAACCCUGUCAAGGUGGUCCAGCAGCUUUUAGCCCUGCGCCUGGACCAGCAGCUCAACAUCUUCAACUCCCUAAAGAGCCACCUGACAGAGAGGGGUCUGCUGGUGGAGGCAGCCUAGGGCCACCAUGGCGAGCCGCCCAGGGCCAGGUCAACUUACUGGGGACACAGAGAGGAGGGCAGCCCCCGGCACCAGAAAGCCCUGGAGGUGUGGGAGAAGAAGUGUGGUGCUCGUAUGAGCAAGAACACAUCAGAGAGAAAGUAACUCAAUCCUUUGGGUUAUUCCAUUUUCUGUGUGUGACUGUGAGAUAGUAUAUGUGUGUGUGUGUCUCUGUGUGUGUGUGACUGAGAGAGAGUGAGUGUGUA